Messenger RNA from Oncorhynchus masou masou (cherry salmon), 4028 nucleotides. Its product is annotated as zinc finger protein 664-like. Lineage: Eukaryota; Metazoa; Chordata; Actinopteri; Salmoniformes; Salmonidae. The transcript is spliced from 5 exons. Gene Ontology annotation, biological process: regulation of transcription by RNA polymerase II. Bases 264 to 1619 code for a protein of 451 amino acids. Gene Ontology annotation, molecular function: DNA-binding transcription factor activity, RNA polymerase II-specific; RNA polymerase II cis-regulatory region sequence-specific DNA binding. The record is from RefSeq and is a predicted model, not a curated record.
AAAUGCACGGACGGUGUUCGUGGGGGAACAGGAAGUUCACGACAGGCACGCUACAUUCUUCAGAAUAAAAAAAAGCGCCAGAACUGUGCAGUCAAUAAGGUAUGAGGCUAGUAACAUCGACAGUGAGGACAAACCCAGCCCUCCUCUCUCCUUCCACACCGAGUCCAAACCUACAGUCACUGGGUCCUGAUUGUGACAGUGGAGCCCAGUUUGCACUGCAGGAUCCAGAGAUGGCAUCAGUGAAGCUGGAAGACUGGAGCUGAAUGUCAUCAUUAAAGAUGAAGAAGAAGAGGAGGAGAAGAUUGGGAAUUCUGUUUCUCAUGGAAAGAGCAGUACUUGCCGACUCUGGUAUGAGGCCGGUAACCUCAACAGUGAGGACAAACGCAGGCCUCUCUCCUUCCACACUGACUCCAAACCUACAGUCACUGGGUUCUGAUUGUGACAGUGGAGCCCAGUUUGCACUGGAGGAUCCAGAGAUGGCAUCAGUGAAGCUGGAAGACUGCAGUCAAACACUGGAGCUGAACGUCAACAUUAAAGAUGAAGAAGAGGAGGAGAAGAUUGGGAAAUCUGUUUCUCAUGGACGACUAGAAUUAAGUCUGGGAACAUCAGUGAAGUUGGAAGACUGCAGUCAAACACUGGAGCUGAAUGUUGACAUUAAAGAUGAAGAAGAGGAGGAGAAGAUUGGGACAUAUGUUUCUCAUGGAAACCAUGGUGCCACAUUCUCUACAUCCAGAGAGCAACAGCAGGAAGAUCACAGAGCUAAGAGGUCUCACCACUGCCCACAUUGUGAGGAGAUCUUCCCAUCACUAUCAAAGCUAAAAAUACACCUAAAGAUACACACAGGAGAGAAUCUGUAUUCCUUCACUGACUCUGGGAAAAGAUGCACAACAUCAGGGGCUCUGACAGUUCAUCAGCGAGCACACACAGGAGAGAAGCCUUUCUCCUGCUCUGACUGCGGGAAGAGUUUCUCUCAAUUGGCUUUCUUAAAAAUACAUGAACGUAUACAUACAGGAGAGAAGCCUUACUCCUGCUCUGACUGUGGGGUGAGUUUCUCUCGACUCGAUGCCUUACAAACACACCAACGUAUACAUACAGGAGAGAAGCCUUACUCCUGCUCUGACUGUGGAAAGAUGUUCUCUCAACUGGGCCACUUGAAAAGACAUAAACAUACACAUACAGGAGUGAAACCUUAUUCCUGCUCUGACUGUGUAAAAUGCUUCAUAACAUCAACUGAGCUAAAACUUCAUCAGAGAACACACACAGGAGAGAAGCCUUACUCCUGCUCUGACUGCGGGAAGACUUUCUCUCAAUUGGCUUUCUUAAAAAUACAUGAACGUAUACAUACAGGAGUGAAGCCUUACUCCUGCUUUGACUGUGGAAAUAUUUUCUCUCAACUGGCCCACUUGAAAAGACAUGAACAUAUACAUACAGGAGUGAAGCCGUACUCCUGCUCUGGAUGUGUAAAAUGCUUCAUAACAUCAACUGAACUAAAAGUUCAUCAGCGAACACACACUGGAGAGAAGCCUUACUCCUGCUCUGACUGUGGGAAGAGUUUUUCUCGAAUAGGUCUCUUAAAAACACAUGAACGUGUACAUAGAGGAGAGAAGCCUUACCACUGACCUGACUGUAGAAUUUUUUUUGAAAAAACAGCUGAGCUGAAAGGUCAAGAGGGAACCUUACUUUUGCUCUUAAUGUGGCAAGAGUAACUCAAGUGAUAGUCACCAAGUAAAAUACUACUUGAGGAAAAGUAUUUGGUUGUAAAUAUACUUAAUUAUCAAAAGUAAAAGUAUGCAUAAUUUCCAAUUCCUUAAAUUACCCCUACGGGAUGGGUGUCCCUAAACUGGGACGGUUGUAGCUAAGGUGCGCUAGUCUGACUAGAUUGACGUUGUAUACAACAGCCAUCUUUCUGGGACAUAGACAUAUCUUAUAUGGGCAGAAAGCUUAAAUUUUUGUUUAUCAAUCUGCAGUGUCCAAUUAACAGUAGCUAAUACAGUGAAAAAAGACCAUGCUAUUGUUUGAAGAGAGUGCACAACAACAAGCUUAUCUCGCAAAUGAUUUGAUACAUUAUUUACUUUCAGAGGUGAAUGUAUUUUCAUUCAGUCAUAUUGCUCUGAUUUGUCAUCCUGAGGGUCCCACAGAUAAAAUGUAGCGUAGUUUCGUCUAAUAAAAUCCAUUUUUAUGUUCAAAUGUAGGAACUGGUUCUACUGGUUUUGGACACCAAUUUGGCGUUUUUUUAAAUGUAUUUUUUACACCUUUUAUUUAACGAGGCAAGUCAGUUAAGAACCCAUUCUUAUUUUCAAUGACGGCCUAGGAAUGGUGGGUUAACUGCCUUGUUCAGGGGCAGAAUGACAGAUUUUCACCUUGUCAGCUCGGGAGAUUCAAUCUUGCAACCUUACAGUUAACUAGUCCAAUGCUCUAACCACCUGCCUCUCAUUGCACUCCACGAGGAGACUGCCUGUUACGCAAAUGAAGUAAGCCAAGGUAAGUUGCUAGCUGGCAUUACACUUCUCUUAUAAAAAACAAUCAUAAUCAAUCAACUACACAUGGUUGAUAUUACUAGUUUAUCUAGCUUGUCCUGCAUUGCAGAUAAUCGAUGCGGUGCGUAUCGUUGCUCCAAUGUGUACCUAACCAUGAACAUCAAUGCCUUUCUUAUUAAAAUCAAUACACAGAAGUAUAUAUUUUUAAACCUGCAUAUUUAGCUAAAAGAAAUCCAGGUUAGCAGGCAAUAUUAACCAGGUGAAAUUGUGUCACUUCUCUCGCGUUCAUUGCACGCGGAGUCAGUGUAUAUGCAACAGUUUGGGCCGCCUAAUUUUCCAGAAUUUUACGUAAUUAUGACAAAACAUUGAAUGCUGUGCAAAUGUAACAGGAAUAUUUAGACUAAUGGAUCUCAUCCCUUAGGAAAGGUUCCGUAUUUCACUGAAAGAAUAAACCUCUUGUUUUCGAGAUGAUAGUUUCCGGAUUCGACCAUAUUAAUGACCCAAGGCUCGUAUUUCUGUGUGUUAUUAUGUUAGAACUAAGUCUAUGAUUUGAUAGAGCAGUCUGACUGUGCGGUGGUAGGCAGCAGCAGGCUCGUAAGCAUUCAUUCAAACAGCACUUUCGUGUGUUUUGCCAGCAGCUCUUUGUUGUGCAUCAAGCGUUGCGCUGUUUAUGGCUUCAAGCCUAUCAACUCCCGAGAGGAGGCUGGUGUAACCGAUGUGAAAUGGCUAGCUAGAUAGCGGGUGCACACUAAUAGCAUUUCAAAAGUCACUCGCUCUGAGACUUGGAGUGGUUGUUCCCCUUGCUCUGCAUGGCAAACGCUGCUUCGAGGGUGGCUGUUGUCGUUGUGUUCCUGGUUCGAGCCCAGGGAGGAGCGAGGAGAGGGACGGAAGCUAUACUGUUACACUGGCAAUACUAAAGUGCCUAUAAGAACAUCCAAUAGUCAAAAGUUAAUGAAAUACAAAUGGUAUAGAGAGAAAUAGUCCUAUAAUUCCUAUAAUAACUACAACCUAAAAUGUCUUACCUGGGAAUAUUGAAGACUCAUGUUAAAAGGAACCACCAGCUUUCAUAUGUUCUCAUGUUCUGAGCAAGGAACUUAAACGUUAUCUUUCUUACAUGGCACAUAUUACACUUUUACUUUCUUCUCCGACACUUUGUUUUUGCAUUAUUUAAACCAAAUUUAACCUGUUUCAUUAUUUGUUUGAGGCUAAAUUGAUUUUAUUGAUGUAUUAUAUUAAGUUAAAAUAAGUGUUCAUUCCAGUAUUGUUGUCAUUGUCAAUAUUACAAAUACAUUUGUAAAAAUCGGCCGAUUAAUCCGUAUUGGCUUUUUUUGGUCCUGCAAUAAUCGGUAUUGGCGUUGAAAAAUCAUAAUCGGUCGACCUCUACUUGAAACAGUGCAGUAAUGUAAUUCUUCACUGGAUCAGUCAAACUGAGCACACACUGCUGCCACCUGGUGGCCAAAAUCUAAAUUACACCUAGACUCCUAUCUGAAAGUAUGGCCUUUCUCUUGCAUUUCAAAGAUGAUGAAAAAUAAACUGUUUUUUUUGUUUGUA